Messenger RNA from Rotaria socialis, 537 nucleotides. The record is from the annotation of a GenBank genome assembly. NCBI's taxonomy places the organism in Eukaryota, Metazoa, Rotifera, Eurotatoria, Philodinida, Philodinidae.
AUGGAAAAUAAUGUCUGUUAUUUUACAUUAUCGGCUACAUGGGUAAUACAGAAUUCAGCAGAUAAAAUCAUUCCAAAUCCAUUUAAUUGUUCACGUUGUUCCUCUGAUAUCGAACCAUCUCAUCCAUGGGUUCGUUAUGUUGAUGGUGAUGCUGCAGCAGCAUCAAUAUUUGGUUUAGUAAUCCUUAUCUUAAUAUUAGCUAUUCCAAUCAGUAUGCUUGUUAUAGAUGCUCGUUAUCGUGAUCUAUUAUAUUGUUCAAUUGAACCUCAUAUAAGUCGUUUUUUAAUUGUUCACGGAUCUGUUUUAAUCAUAUGGAUUAUUCUAACAAUUAUGCUAUCAAUAAUGAGAAUGUUUUCUGCUUAUACACGUUCGAUAAUAUCAGUUAUUUGUGUUGUUAUGUUACGCAUUACAAUAAUUGUUAGACAAAUAUUUUCAAUAGUUCGGUUGAUUGUUGGAAGUUUUUGCACAUUUAGCAUAAGAAAUCGAGCGGAAUUUAUAAUUAAAUAUCCUAUUAAUUUUCAAUUUUAUUCUCAUUGA